AGCCGCGACGUCGCUACGUAUGUACGCUACGUACGCCUUAUACUAGAAGUCAACGUUCCAGCUAUUCGAAAGCAAACCGAACGAAGCGGUGUUACACAGUGUUACGGUGGAUUGCUGUUACCUGUGUUUGUGUUUUAUUGUUUUGUGCCUGGAUUGGUUACUUUGUGGUGUAAAUAGAGAGCGAAAUUUAUUUUUAGCUCCUGACAGACUUGUUCGUGUAACUAUAAGACGUCCGUGAAUGCCGCGCCGCAUGGAUGGCGCCGCAACUAUGGCGGUCGCUCGCCUUCUUCCUGGCAGCCACCACCCUCACCGUAGCUAAAUAUGCAGAACUAGAAUCAUGGAAAGGAGGUGGAAGACCGGUAACAUCAGCGCAGGAGGCUGAAGACGAACGUCACGAUGCAGAAUUGCUUGCAGCUGUUCGAGCCUCCGUGAAACAAUGGGAAAUCAAGAAGUCACGCACAAGGACGAAGAGAUCGCAGGGAAGCGUGUGCUACGGUGAGUUCGGCUGCUUUGAAGAUACGGGUCCAUUUGCGUAUUUAGAGACGCUACCAAGUCCGCCCUUGGAGGUUGGAACACAUUUUCUCCUCUACUCAACAACCAGCAGGGGUGAUCAGCCACUGAUAGCAGUUCCAGCGAGUAAUAUGUCAGCUGCAUGGAGUUGGGCAGCGCGUGCUUUCAACACGGCGCGCCCCACGCGUGUCAUCGUUCACGGGUUUGGCUCCAACUGCGACAACGUAUGGGUGUACGAGAUGCGCUCCGCUCUAAUGGCAGUAGAAGAGUGCAAUGUAAUUUGCGUUGACUGGGAAGGUGGGGCUACAAUGCCGAAUUAUCUUCGAGCCGCGGCUAAUACGAGACUUGUUGGAAAACAGUUGGCAAUGCUCUUGCAAGGCUUAGCUGAACACAUCGACCUGCGGUUCGAGGACGUUCAUCUGAUAGGAUUUAGUUUGGGCGCUCAUGUCGCUGGUUUUGCUGGAUCGGAAUUAAAAAACAUCAGUCGUAUCACGGGCUUAGAUCCUGCCGGGCCGCUAUUCGAAUUCCAAGACUCUAGAGCUCGGUUAGACAAGUCAGACGCUAAGUUUGUAGACGUCAUCCACUCUAAUGGAGAAACGUUGAUUCUGGGUGGCUUGGGCGCCGCGCAGCCGCUGGGACACGUCGAUUUCUACCCCAAUGGUGGCCGCGUACAACAUGGCUGCUCCAAUUUGUUUGUAGGUGCAGUGUCCGACCUGGUGCUGCCUUGGGCAAGUGCAUCAAUCGAAGGCCGGUCGCUGUGCAACCAUCGCCGAGCUUAUAAGUUCUUUACUGACUCAGUCUCUCCAAAAUGCCAUUUUCCUGCUUUUCCUUGUUCGGAUUAUGAUUCAUUCUUGGAGGGUCGUUGUUUUCCCUGCGACGGAGACCAUCGGUGUGGUAACAUGGGCUAUUACGCAGACCGCUCUCUUGGACGAGGACAACUUUACCUCCUCACUAGGGAAGAAGAACCUUUUUGUGCCCACCAGUAUCACGUAGCCCUGUGGGCGUCGAGCGAGACAGGCGAUAAGCCCAAUUAUGGACGAAUUACACUCACUCUACAUGGUGAUUCGGGCCUGAAUGAAUCGUUUCCUAUGACCAAGCGGUCGGAGCGCGCGCCGAGCGUGCGGUUCGGGCGCGUGCUGGUGCCGCACCCCGCGCUGGGCGUGCCGCUGCGCGCGUCGCUGCAGUACGCCGCCUACAACGGCUGGCUCAGCGCGGGCGCGCGCGCCAUGCUGCUGCACAAGCUCCUCAUCACCGACAGCUUCGGAAAGACAUCAUCAUUUUGCAAAGAAUUACGGCUCGCAUCGGAUGAAUCGGUCCAGUUACCGCUACAUCCGGGUGAUUGCAAAAUUCAAGAGACUGAUGAACCACUAAAUGAAACAAUCGGUGAAAUUGAGAACGGUGUAGAACACGUAACUAAUACACCCUUAGAAGAUCCACAUGACAAUGAACUUCCCGAAGAAAAUCCGGACAGGCCAUUUGUGCUGGUGGACUCCUACGAAUGGGAGGAUACAGCGGACACUGGCCGCGCGUUUGGUAUGACAAAUACAAAAACCGCACCGAGUGGACUUGUAGAGAUAGCUGAACCAGUGCUACGGCCUCGACUUCGCAAAAUGCCUAGACAAAGAGUAGAUUCGCCAGACAACAUUCAUGAGAUAUCAGAACCCAUUCUUCGUGCUACUCAACCACCCCGUAGCACGACACAGCCCCCAUCUCGCAAGCCUAAAAACUAUGAUGUCUCAACAACAACAAGUGAUGUUUCUUCAGACGAGCGAGCCGAAAAAGAAACAACUAGUUUUGCUGUACAAUAUCUGCCAGCGCGACUCGCGUCCUUCAUCUCUAGAGCUGAACGCUACGCUCGAGAUACACUUUUACCACUAGUUUCAGCGUACGCUCCUCGAUUACCAUUAUUCGGAUCACGUGAAGUUCCAAAGACAACCGCAAGAUUUAUUCCUACCGAAGAAGUGAACGUAACUAACUCCGUGCCUAUUCCCAUGCCUACAUUAGAAAUGAAGAUAGAGUCUCUGCGGACAAUGGGUCCUCCGGGAGAAAAACGCGAGUUCGAAACUCCAGAAGAUCCCGAUGUACCGGUAGUUAUUUCUACUACGACUACAUCAACUACCACUACCACUCCUACACCAACAACAACGACGACUGAAGCGAUGCGUGCUGCUCCAGUAGAAAUGUUGCAAGUGGUUGAAGGGCCAGCUGCUUCCACGAGUACAGCCCUCCCUCCCAUCGCUUUGCGCAGCAAGGGCGAAAAGAUUUUAAUAGUAUAUCCAAGUAACGCCAGGGACGAAAGAAAAAUUAAGUCGCAUUCGUUCCCCGAAGAGAUGCAGUUUGAGGCACUGUACAGGCACACGGCGGAACCGCAGGCGGUUCGAGUAGAUUUGCCUACAUUCACACCGCCAGUGUCGACCGAAAAUCCACUACCAGUAACUUCCACAACUCCGAGUGCAAAACCAUCUGAUAGUCAUUACAUUCCAGUUCCAUAUUCUAAUUCUAAUAAACAUGAUCAAGAUAUAAAAUCUAAACUCAGAUAAAUAGAUAUCUGAAUUGAUAAAUUAAUACUACGCAAUGUAAAUAAACACCUUAGUGUACGCGUAUUGUCCAUUCGAAUUAAAGGAGCAGAAAAGGUAAAUGACUAAACAACUUAUUACUUCGAUUUUACGUUAUUAUUAAUUCAUGUCUUUUUUUUUAAAUAAUAUACUGACAAAAUAGCACGGACAAUAAUGUCUUGUACUAAAUGAUGUCCUUAAGAAAACUAAUUUAAAUUUUAAUGUUCGAAAGCUGAUCGUUCUUUUUUACCAAUUCUUUGAUCAUUCCGCAAUAAUGUUCUAAGGACAUAGAUGCUCAGCGAGCAGACAGGUUACAUAUAAUAUUAAUUGGCGUAUUGGUUUGUAGUGUAAAUCCAUUUGAUCACUCCCCCCUCCACGUAAAAUUAUUUUCGGCACGCAUUAAAUGAGUGAUGUUCGGGGUUAUAAGACAUCUUAGUGUGCGUGUCGACUAAGAACAAAGACAACAAAAAAUACAAAUCAGAUUAUAUUUGUCAAGUUUAUUUUAUUAAACCACAGAUAAUUUCACGUUGAGGGGCGCGUCAGAAUGAAUAUAUAUACAAAUAUGAUAUGCCAAGUUAUCAAAGGUGAUAAAAAUUGCUUCGACUAGAAUCGAAUGUAUUCGUUUUUUUCUUAUACCAUAGAGUAUGCAUGUCGAUAUAGGUGUAGAUGGCGUCUUAUCGAAUUUUUUAUAUCUGGAUUUGUUCACACGAUACAUAUACGCUCAUAAUAACAACUAGGACAUUUUUGCAAAUAUUAGCAGUAAUCU
Molecule: messenger RNA, 3831 nt
Organism: Vanessa atalanta (red admiral)
Lineage: Eukaryota; Metazoa; Arthropoda; Insecta; Lepidoptera; Nymphalidae
Exons: 14
Coding region: 255-3050 (931 amino acids)
Biological process (GO): lipid metabolic process
Molecular function (GO): lipase activity
Source: RefSeq, a predicted model, not a curated record